GCUCACGGAAGUGGCGGUUGCCCGUCAGUUUCGGUGGGCAAAGGCAAUGGCUCUUUUUCCAGCGUUUGCGGGUGCCAGCAAGCCUGGGGAGACGCCAGCAAACGAGGGCGAGAGCUGCAAAAGAGAAUUGAGCUGGCUUAUCAACUCAAGCUUCUGCAAUGAAGAUGCAUUGAGACUUCACCAGCACUCUUUAGAGGUCAAAGAUCUUGCCUCCGAGAAAUCUCCACUCCAAAGCAGCUUGGAAUUAUCAGGACAAAGUGAAGCCAGUGAAAGUUUUCAAACACCCACUAAGAAAAGAAAGAAAAAGAAGCGACACCAUAAAAAAGUUAAAAAAAGAACUAGGAGUGAUUCAGAAUCAGACACUGAGGACAGAGAAGAAAGCGGAAACAAAGGAAGACAAGGAGUAAAACUGAAUUUAGGAGACAAAACUUCAGAUGUGGCCAGUUCCUCAGUUUGGCUUGAUGAUAUUCAGGGGCUGACAGCAGAAGUGUUCAGAACAGAUAAGAAGCCAGACCCUGAAAACUGGCAGUACAAGUCUCUGUAUCGGGGAAAUAUUGCAAGGUAUAAGAGGAGAGGUGACUUCUGCCUUGGCCUUGAUCAGAAAAGGCAGCAUAUAAUUUGGGAUAAUUCAACUGCGGAGAAAAAGCGAUCCCACAAACGACCUGAACGCUACUUCACAAAAGGUGGCCUGAAGCUCUUGCACGUGGAUGGUGUUCCAGUUGGGAAUAAAAACCAAGGUUCCCCGUCUCAUUCAUGUUCUUGGAUACCAGUUUCAUCACUGGACACAGAUGACAUUCCUGCCACAAGCUCUGUAAAUCCCCUUGGGAUUUAUGAUCCAAUGACCACUUUAUGGCUACAAGGAAAGGGUCCCCCUGAGCAUGAGACACUGAAACAAGAGAACCCACACGUGAUCUCUGAGAAUGGGAACUCUGGCCUAAUGGCAAAAGUGGAAGAAUAUAACAAGAAGAUUAGAGAGGACCCCACAGAUGUUAAAACAUGGAUGGAUUUUGUUUCUUUUCAGGAUGAACUCAUGAGAGGUCCCAGCUGUUACUCAGUCAGUGAGGGAGACCAAGAAAAAAGAAAGAAGUCGUUGAAGCUAGUUCUAGAGAAGAAGCUGGCUAUUCUGGAGAAAGCUGUUGAGAGUAACCCCAGCAAUGUUGACCUAAAACUGGCCCGACUGAAGCUUUGCACAGAGUUUUGGGAGCCAUCAGCUGUGGUCAAGGAAUGGCAGAAAUUAGUUUUCUUGCAUCCCAACAACCCAGCUCUGUGGCAGAAAUAUCUCUUGUUCUGCCAGAGUCAGUUCAGCACCUUCCUGGUUUCCAAAGUCCACAGUCUGUAUGGAAAAUGCCUAAGCACUUUGUCAGCAGUGCAGGAUGGCAGUAUGGUGUCACAUCCUGCACUGCCCGGCACCGAGGAAGCUAUGCUAGCCCUCUACCUUCAGCAGUGCCAUUUUCUUAGGCAGGCUGGCCAUUCUGAGAAAGCUGUGUCUUUGUUCCAGGCCCAGAUGGACUUUACCUUCUUUAAACCUGACAACGUGAAAGAUUUGCCAACAAGGGGGCAGGUAGAGUUCUUUGAACCAUUUUGGGACAGUGGCGAGCCUCGGAUUGGGGAGAAAGGAGCAAAGGGCUGGAAGGCCUGGAUGCAUCAACAAGAAAAGGGGGGCUGGAUUGUCAUCAACCCACCUGAUGAAGAUGAGGAAGACAUAGAGGAAGAACAAGAGAUAAAGGAUAAAUCUCUGCCCAAAUGGCAAAAUUGGCUUCACAUAGAACGUUCCCGGGAAGGAAGGCACUGGUUGCCUUGGCGGCCUGACAAAACCAAGAAGCAGACAGAAGAAGAUUGUGAAGAUCCAGAGAGACAGGUCGUGUUUGAUGAUCUCGGUUCAUCAUUAAUAAAAAUCUCCAGCCCAGAUCUUCAGUUUCAGUUGCUCUGCUCAUUUUUGCAGUUCUUGGGAGUUCCGUGUGAGUGCCAACUCCUUCCUUCCUUCCUCUACAUAGCAAUGGAUGAGAACAACAUCUUUGGCCAUGGUCAGCACGAGCAAAGCCCUCUGACUUCCUUUGACUUGCCAGUUUCUGGAAUCAGUAGUAUUGGUCACAUGGACGCGGUUUCCCAAGGAAGAAAACGUGUUGGCCACUCUAAGGAAGGGGAGGAGUUCAUACAGAAUUUCUUCCAUAGGAUGUUGCCUCUCUUUUCAGGAAAAGAAAAAUCUAAACUUUCCAUCUUUUGGCUUCAAUAUGAAAUUGCUAAGGUGGUUCAAUGGCUGAAAACUGGAAAUAAAAAGAAACUAAAAUCACAAGGCAAGAAGAGCAAAAAGCUAGCCAAAAAUCUUCUUAAGGCACAUGAGAACAGGAGCAACCUUUCCCUUUGGCAAUUAUAUGCCUAUCUGGAGUGGUUACUUGGCAAUACAGAAGAUGCUAGGAAGGUUUUUGAUACAGCUUUGAGUAUGGCAGGAACUGUGGGAAUAAAAAAUCCUCAGUGUUGCACCAUUAGCCUGUUUUAUGCUGAACUGGAGGCAGAGUUGCUAGGACGCCUAGAAGGGGCUUUGGAGUCACGUGCUACUCAUGUAUUGACCAGAUUAACAGAAAAGGGGCCCUACGUGCCAUACAGUGGGCAGAUAUUGUCGGUGAGCAUUUUGAAAGCACGGAAGACUUAUGAACAUAUGCUCCAAGAUUACUUGAAUGAAAGCUCUGCCCCUGAUCAAGAACAGACCAGCAGUUCCAAGCACCUGGUUAGUUUGGUGGGUUGUUAUACCCUUUUCCAAUAUAUAACUCUUGGGAUUGAUUCUGCAGUCUUGAUAUACAGGCAGGUUUGCGAGAAGCUUAAAGGCGAAAGACUCAGUAGCAGUCAGUCUUUGAACAAAGCUCUUGAAGCCCUUACACUGAUGCAUACGAGUUUGCUUCGUUAUCAUAUGAAAACGAGCGUGUAUCCUUUGAGACCCCUUCGAGAAGUGCUGUCGGAGGCGUUAAAGAUGUAUCCUAGCAACCAGUCCCUUUGGAGGGCUUAUAUCCAGAUCCAAAGCAAGUCUCACAAUGCAAGCCAAGCACGGCGGUUUUUUGAUGGUGUCACAAGGAGUACAAAAUCUCUGGAGCCCUGGCUGUUUGCAAUCCGAGCAGAGCUGAUGAGAAAGGAGCUGGUAGAAAGCGUCCAGAGGGUAGCCACUGGAAACGUGUAUGCAACAGUUCCUGAAACAGGGUUAACAAAUCGGAUCAAAGCUUUAUUUGAACGUGCAAUUGAGACUGAAAAUGGUGCUCAUUGUCCCUUGCUAUGGAGACUAUACAUAUACUUUAUGAUUUCUUUGGGGGAUAAGGAAAAAAGUAAAGGGCUGUUCUACAGAGCACUACAAAACUGCCCCUGGACAAAGGUACUAUAUAUGGAUGCCAUAGACUAUUUUCCAGAUAUGCUGCAAGAGAUUCUUGAUCUUAUGACUGAGAAAGAGCUGAGAGUACGGGUACCCAUCGAAGAACUGGAGUUGUUGCUGGAAGAUUAAAGAGUUUGAAAAUGUGAAGACAAGAAAUUGUCUUGAAAAGACUCUUCGGUUAUAGCUGGAGACCUUUUUGUUUUCUACAGAUUUUUAAUUGAGAAAAUACUAUUUUUCUUUAUGCACUUUGUACCUAAAAAGUACAACAUUGGGUGCAUUAUGGUGCCUAAUAUGUAAAUAAUUUUUCCAAAUGGAUAUCCUUUCUGUUCUUACGCAGUCAUCUACCCAGAUAAACUUAAGAUGCCAUAACUAGGCCAGAGAAAUGAUAACAGCUGAGCUAUUUCCACUUACUAUGUUGCAGGUAAACAUCCGCACGUGAUUCCUACUCCCAUAUUUAUUUUGCAGGUUGAACAGAACUAGACUUGGAAAUGUGCACUAAAUUUGACUGGACCUCACAAGAAGCGAAACCUUGUGACGGGGUUUUUAUUAUUCUGUCAUGACACAUGGCAGUUGUAAUGUAAAUAUUGCUUGUAAAAAUACAAAAUUUCAAUAUUUUAAUUCAUUUGAAUGUG
Messenger RNA from Eublepharis macularius, 3987 nucleotides. RefSeq names its product NRDE-2, necessary for RNA interference, domain containing (gene NRDE2). Gene Ontology annotation, cellular component: catalytic step 2 spliceosome. Lineage: Eukaryota; Metazoa; Chordata; Lepidosauria; Squamata; Eublepharidae. The transcript is spliced from 14 exons. Gene Ontology annotation, biological process: RNA processing; negative regulation of RNA catabolic process; regulatory ncRNA-mediated post-transcriptional gene silencing. Bases 47 to 3484 code for a protein of 1145 amino acids. The record is from RefSeq and is a predicted model, not a curated record. Gene Ontology annotation, molecular function: protein binding.